AUGGCGAAAUCCACCGACGCCGCUUCGGACGACGACAAGAUCAACGUCCUCUUCGUCUGUCUCGGCAACAUCUGUCGCUCCCCUAUGGCCCUUGCUGUCUUCGAGCACACCGCAACCACCUCCGGUGUCCGUUCGCAUUUCGGCAUUCUCGACUCGUGCGGAACUGCCGCGUAUCACACGGGCGAAGAACCCGACGAACGCACCACCGGCCUCUUGGAUCGUCGCAACAUCCCCUACGACCUCGACAACACCGCCCGCGGCAUCUCCGGCGCCGACUUUGACAAGUUCCACUACAUCUUCGGGAUGGACACCAACAACGUGCGCAACCUCAAGCGGAUGCAGCCCUCCGGGAGUCGGGCGAACGUAAGGCUGUUCGGAGAGGUCGAUGACGGUCAACCAAUCGCAGAUAGCUAUUAUACAGGUGACUUCGAGGCAACAUACAGACAGAUUGAGCGCUACUCACGAGCCUUUCUCCGCGAACUAGGCUUGUCAAAAUCAUAG
Molecule: messenger RNA, 501 nt
Organism: Kalmanozyma brasiliensis GHG001
Lineage: Eukaryota; Fungi; Basidiomycota; Ustilaginomycetes; Ustilaginales
Product: Phosphotyrosine protein phosphatase I superfamily
Exons: 1
Coding region: 1-501 (166 amino acids)
Biological process (GO): protein dephosphorylation
Molecular function (GO): protein tyrosine phosphatase activity
Source: RefSeq, a predicted model, not a curated record